Messenger RNA from Anopheles stephensi (Asian malaria mosquito), 5922 nucleotides. RefSeq lists its product as uncharacterized. Lineage: Eukaryota; Metazoa; Arthropoda; Insecta; Diptera; Culicidae. Bases 1340 to 3907 code for a protein of 855 amino acids. The transcript is spliced from 15 exons. The record is from RefSeq and is a predicted model, not a curated record.
UAGUUUGUAGGCUCUCUCUCACUCGACCGUACCUCGUCGUGGUGCUAACGGUGGAGGUGAUAAUUUCAAACGAAAUAAAGUGCAGUUACCAUAUUGUGUGCCCGUGCGAAAAUCCUGCUUCCAGCUUUGCUCACUCGAAUCCACACCCGGAUACUGCGGCGGGUUUAGCAUACUUUGAGUUUCUGUGAUAUGUGGACAUGAAAGCGCUGCAGCAUAUCGUGGUGGAAAAGUGUUGUGUGCACUGUGAAAAUAGAACAUCGCGUUGAUGAUGGUGGUGGUGAUGUAGCCAUUCAAGAGAAAGCAAAGUAUAAUGCACAAUUUAAAGCAUGCAGGUAGAACAUCGAGGCGCAUCGCGUGCUAGUGCUAGUAGUAGUGGCGAAAACAUUUCAAUACGAUAGUUAGUUUCUGGCGGGUGGCAUUUCAUUUUCGGGCCUUCGGGAGUGAAGCCAAGUGUGUGGAAAAAUCAAUACUAAUAUAAAAAUUAACAAUGGCGGCAGGGAUCCAUGCUAGCUCGCCCGUGUGAGAGCGAACGAAACGGCACUAAUCGGGACAGUGCGAAUGUGGGAACGAGAGGCGAGAAAAGCAGCAUUCUAUGCGGUACCGGUCGGUGAUGGCAGUAAAGGGAACUUAUAAAAUGCACCCCAAUUAUUAUCAUCCCUCCAAGACGAACGCCACCGCCAACCACCAAUAUAUGCGAUAGAGGCUGAACAUCACCGCACAAAAGAUACCGCGAGAAAAGUAAGGCGAAGAAGCAAGAGAGCAAAAGCGUUAUCGAGGUUCCUUCGGUGCUGCGCGUUGGAGAGAAAAGGAAACGAUCGAGAGCAUAGCGGGGUGCAAUCAUCGAUACAACACGGCUGCUACACAAAGUGUGCACGCGGCAUCGAGAGUGUGUGUGAGCAGAGAGUAGAGUACAGCAUAAAAUAAGGCAGGGAAACGGUACUGCGCUCCUGCCUGUGUCUCGUCCUUUUGGGCAAGUACCAGCGAACAAGGAAAAAAAUAACAAAAGGCCUCCUCGAGCCAGCGAGCAGCGCGUAAGAGAGUGGUGUCGUGUUGGGAAAAGAUUGAUGGUGGAAAAAAUAUCCUUUCCCGAAUGUAACGGGCCACUGCAGCAGAGGCAGGAGCAACAGCAACAAUCAGCAGAGAUUAUUCCUGUUUUGCCAAACCGUUUGCUGAAGAACCGCAACCGAGCGCAUCGCGUUCCGUGAAGUGGUUUCCCCCUGCUGCGCUGCAUCGCCCCAUCUACUCCUGCCGGGCGGCGGUGUGCGCUGGUCGCGGGUCGAACGGGAGAGAAACCGAAUUCGUGUGCACGGUGCUCCAGAAAGCUCACUCACCUAAUAAAAUGCACAGCAUGAUCCAGAAACACAGAAAAGGAUCACGACGUAAACUUAUCAGCGGCCGCAGCAAUCACUCCGUCGGACGUGCCCGUAAUUCGCUCAAAGGCUUACUUGAUUGUGAUUAUUUCAACAACAUUCCUGCUACCAUUGCCGACCGCACACAUGCACACACAGCUACACACACCAGCAGCACCAGCACACCACCACCCAGCAUUACCACCACUUGUCCUGCUCGGCAACGGCGACGAAGACGGCGACGGUUGGUGGCAAGUCCGGUCAGCACUCCCGUCUACGAUGGAACCGAAACACGUCACCGCGGUCGGCGCAGCUGGGCGGCAGGAGCACAGGAAGCGGAUGAUUGCUGUCAAGCUGUCCUUUCCACCACGAACGCCACCACCUCCCUUACACCGGUCGCACUACUAGAACGAUACCAUCAGUCAACACUAGUGGCUGUGCCCUCGCACCACAGAAGCAGAACGAAACUAAUGUAUAGAAGUUUUGUGCAAAUAUGUUUGGCCUUGUUCUUGAUCUUAGGAUGCUGUGAUGCAGCUAAACAGGAAGUUUUACAAAGUGGAACGGGGUGUGCAUUUCCCAAGCGCUGGGAAGGUCAAUGGUUUCAAUCCGGUGUACAACAGCCAAUUACAAUAGAAGGAUCCACGUUAAGUACUAGGGGCCGGUGCAUUGCUAGUGAAGGCGAUAAAUUUUUAUUAGUUAAUGGCAAAGGAUGUCACCGGUGCGUUGUAAUUUAUCAGAAGCACAUAAACAUACUCCAGUAUAAAGAAAGUGAGUGUGAAGAUUUUUAUACAGGCCAGUUGAAUCCAGCUGCAAUGCCUAUUCAUAGCGUUUUAAAAAGUGAUCGGGGCUUAGCUCAUCCCAACAUGAACGGGCAUUCAAGAAUAUCGUCAUCGGAUCCGUAUAUGCGAUCCAAUGAAGAUAGCGACAAUUGUAUGGGAUGCAAAGGUCGCGAAACGUUGCAUUACCUAUGCGAACAAAUCCCGGGUGAUGCUUUACUGUACAGUAUGUUUAAAAUAAAUCCAGAGCCAAUUAAAUGCCCACUGUCAGGAUCUUACACGUUCACCUAUAACCGAGGCCACGGCGAAUGUAGGAGUCCGGUAUCGAAUAUGGAAAUGUGUACAGAGGAUAGUAGACUACUGCUAAGUUUUCAGGCAUGCCCUGAUGUACCUGGGACCGAAAGCACGGUUGAAGAAUUAACAUGCUUAGCAUGGUGGAAAGACGGCAAUUCACGGUAUUUGGUGGGCCUGGUUUCACAUCAUCAUGCCACGUCGAACGAGGAACGCUUUAGAUGCUUCGUGUACGAGAAGCUGAGCGGAUCCGAUGCAGAGUACAAACUAGCACAAUCCGGUGAUGCUACGUGUAACGGGCUGGAAAGUGCCGAGGUUGGCUCUCGGAUCAUGACACUCAAAAAGGCCCCUCUGAUGGAUCGCUGUGACUUUCCCGUGUGGUUUAAAGGUCCCCGUUUCUGGCAUGCGCUGAUGGGCAGUGCGCAUUACGUAUUCGACGCUAGCGAUGGAUCCUUGCACAUCAAAAAACCAAAUGGUCACACGGUGGCCCGUUCUCUUUGUGAACAGAUCAACAAGCAAACGUCCUCGGAGAUGAUGGCCGUGGUGCAUCACACCAUGGGAUGUAAAUCCGGGUUUAUGUGUGUGAUGUUCUACAGGCGAGAUACUCACGUAGCAGAGCUACAAAUGGGAACACCGACCGCUAGGCUUGAAGAUGCAUGUACGACUGAAAACUUUGACGUGCAUCGAACACCGUUCGUAACUUUGCUAGCAAAUAACUCUGAAACGCAGCUCUGUCCAUUGGAGGGUCAAUACAUGAUGAAAGGUUUCCUCAUGCCUACGUCGUCUAUUUCACGCCACAAACGUAACCACAACAACAAGGCUCGCUCCCAUCGACACUGGGACGUGGUCGGGUACCGUAAUCAGGAGAGCGCUAUUAGCAGUAGCAGCACCGGUACGGCUGGCGGUAUUGUUGGCGGCUACAUUGGGCUGGAAGCGAAGCGAAGAUCCUUCCUUCCGCGCGCUCGACGUACAGCAGCCGAAUCGAGGAAUGAUACACACACCCUGAUGAUGAUGACGCAUGGCGACGGCGGCGGUGCCGGUGCUAUGGGCAGACCGCGCCGCGAAACGGCUGGAGGAUGUAACAUUAAUCACAACACGAAUCGGCAGCUGUUGGUGGGCUGCAACGAGAAUAGCAUCAUUGAAGUAAAGCCGAAAUGUAAAACCGACGAUGAGGAAUUAUUCACAUGCCACGGUCACUGGCAGGAAAACCAAACGACCUACAUCAUUGCGAAGCACUCAAUCUCUCAGCAUGGAGUGUGCAUCAGCUAUGUGCCAAUGGAAGGCAAUCACGUACAGCUGUUCGUCGGGGACACCUGUCACCGUGCCAACAUGCAGUCGGGCCAGCACAGAUCAAUGCCGGCUAACAUUACUAGCUAUGGAAAAUGUGGCGAGGUGAACAAUUCGACCAGGCUACAUGAACUGAACUACAUUAUUCGGCUUUAUUCGUUCGUCGUAUCGGCACUGCUUGUAAGAAGUGUCCUGCUAAGAUGAUCACUUGCAGCGGAGGAUUAAAUGUUUUUCGUAUAAAUCAUGUGUACCUUCUUCGGUACAUUGUGUAAGUGAUCGUACUUGUUUGUGUACGUGUUGAUGUGUACGUACCGACGGAAGACGCUAGAUUAUUGUAUGUUGUUAGUAGCAACUGCUACUACAGAAUCUAGAAGAGGUGGAAGAGAUUGAAUGAUUUGUUUAGCAACAAAACAACAACCGUAAGCGAAAAGACCCAUGCAAUAAGACUUUCGGGACGUGCAUCGGGCGCAAGUAAUCGUACAUCGAUCGAAAUGUACAAAGAAAUAGCGAGGGAAGGAGGAAAUGGGUGAAGCUAAAUUGUUUUUAAUUAUUAUUUAUUAAAUUAUGUUCGUUCGUUGCGUUUUGUAAUCUCUACUUGUUGUGAUACGAUAAAAAAAAAGUAACAAAACCCGACCACCCACAUGGCCUGGCGGUGGUGGUAAUACACACAGGACAGGACGAUAGCGUUAAGAGUUUUGCUUGCCAGCCAGCCAACCUAGCCAGCCAGCCGAGUUUCGAGUGAGCGAAUGAUCGACGCUGCAUUUAAGUAAGCGGUAGCCUCUGCGGACUACGCAUUUUGUUUGUUUCCCUCCAUUUAUUUUUAAUGGCAUAAUAUUGCUCGUGAUUGUAAAGCUUUGUAAAACUGGCAACGUAAGAAUGAGGAUUGCAGAUGAUAAUGUGGUUCUUGCUGUGGGGUGCACUGAGAAAGUGGUGCGAAUGGUGUGACUGAUCUUGUUUCCUUCGCGGGAAAAAGGAACGGUGUACGGUGUGAAGACAUUGGACCCGGACAGACCAAUGUACUAUAUCUCACAGCCUGAUUCACCUUCAUUCGCUACACACUCACACACACACACACAUCCACACGCAUAAAAUCAUGUGGGAGAAACUGCGAUAAAAGGCUAACAUAAAUUAAAAACGAAAACAAAAACCCUACUGCACAUAUAUACAAGUAACAACCAACGAAAACUAAAAAAAACCCAGUGGAGGAUAAGAUGGGCCGAAAGCAGAAUGCCGGUGGUGGUGUGUUACGCAGCAUACGCCAAUACGCGCGCGCGCAGCAUGCAGGAAUGGAAGAAACUUUCACCACGCUACUAAUGCAUAAUAAUAAUCAUUCGUUUUUGAAUUAUGUAUCCAAGGUUUCCUAUUAAAAGUGAUUGUACAAUGGUAAAUGACAAAAAAAGAGAUGAAAAUGCACAGAAGCAAACGAACAAAAAAAAAAGAAGAAGAAACAAAACAAACUAUGAUGCACCGAACGAAUUGUGCAAAACUCUAGAAAAUAUGGCGCAAAAGAUGAGAUGAGAUACGCGCAAAGUGUCGCAUCAGAUGAAAGAUAGUCAAAGGCAGAGAAGAAAAAGUAAAAACAGCAUAUAUUAUAUAUAUAUAUACACAAACAAACACAAAACACACACAAGCAUAUAUAUAUAUAUAAAGUUAAGAACCAGAGGAUGGGAUUACGAGCAACACGGAAUAUGAUGCUGAUAAGGCGAAGGUAGGUGGUGGAGAGAGGGAACGUGCGACGGGGGGGUAAACACGGGGAAGGGAAAUGAUGAUAAUAUGCACGAAACGAAAUGGUGAUGUUUGGAAACGAAUGGAUAUGGGGCUGGUGGUAAGGUGGGUGGGUUUUUUUUAAGUAAAAGCGUACAGGAAUGUCAUAAAAGGGAUUGCUGCUGCUGCUGCUCCUCCGACCAACAACCGAUCAUCGGGUCGGAAGAAACGAAAAAAAACAAACACUACUGGACACAAGAAACAGUACUCUAGGCUUUUUAAAUUAAAUUAUCAUACCAACCAACCAACAAAUUACUACGAUCUGAUAUUUUUUGUGUAAGUACUCGGAGUCGUGGCGCGACAAAACGGAAAGUAAUAAAAGAAAACCCUGUACGCAGGAACGAUGGAAAAUGGGGUAAAGGACACUAACAGUUGGAACAGCAGCGAAGCAGCGAACGGCGGAAGUGUGCGAGGGGGUGAGAGGCGGAAAAUAAACCAACUAAAAUAAUGGAAAA